Molecule: messenger RNA, 883 nt
Organism: Ipomoea triloba (trilobed morning glory)
Lineage: Eukaryota; Viridiplantae; Streptophyta; Magnoliopsida; Solanales; Convolvulaceae
Product: protein CURVATURE THYLAKOID 1B, chloroplastic
Exons: 6
Coding region: 159-698 (179 amino acids)
Cellular component (GO): thylakoid; chloroplast thylakoid membrane
Source: RefSeq, a predicted model, not a curated record
ACUAACUUCAGUUGGCUUUAAUUUGUUGUAAUUAAUCCAUCAUAUCCCCGGCCAGCCCCCUGACCUGAGGUAGUGUGGAUUUUGGACAUCAAGCUAAACUAGCUAGCUAAGUGGGCAGGCCAGCAAUUAAGUACAGAGAGAGAGAGAGAGAGAGAGGCAUGGCAUCCAGCACUACUUCCCCCAUUUCUCUGUCAUCACCAUCAUCAUCCACCUUGGUUGACGCCAAGGCGGCUCCCCGUCACACUGCUUCUUCACAAUGCGUCACCCUUCCCACCCUCCCUCCCCCUCCCCCUGCAGCUGUCCACUCUCAAACCACCAGCCGCGCCGCCAGAACCACCGCCUACUGCCGGAAGAUUGCGAGGAAUGUGAUGGCAAUGGCCACUGGGGAGGUCACAACCGCCGAAGUCGCAACUACCGAGUUGCCUGAGUUUGUCAAGACCAUUCAAAAAACUUGGGAAAAGGUGGAAGACAAAUAUGCUGUCACUUCCCUUGCUGUUGCUGGAGCAGUUGGACUUUGGGCUUCCGCCGGAGUUGUCGCCGCACUCGACAAGCUUCCUGUGGUUCCUGGUUUUCUUGAGGUUGUAGGAAUCGGCUAUACUGGUGUAUUUGUUUACAAUAACCUUGUGUACAAACCAGAUAGAGAAGCUUUGAUACAGAAGGUAAAAGACACAUACAAGGAAAUACUUGGAACCAACUAAAGUGAUAUAUGUGAAUUUCAAUCAGACACGCUUUCAUUUGAGGCGGCGGCAUUAUUGCACCCACCCAAAAUGUAACUAUAUAUAUAUAUGUUGCUUCCACUUCCAUAAUUUUCUAACAAAAUAAACAAUGUCCUGAAGACAUAUAUAAUUAAUUUUCGAUCUGAUCGAUAUAUUUGAAUUGUAUA